This is a messenger RNA of Prunus mume (Japanese apricot), 1448 nucleotides long. The record is from RefSeq and is a predicted model, not a curated record. NCBI's taxonomy places the organism in Eukaryota, Viridiplantae, Streptophyta, Magnoliopsida, Rosales, Rosaceae.
GUUGGCAGUUGCUCUGGCACCACUCUGCCUUUCUCAGCCUCUCUGCUUCUUCUUGAUCAUCAAUGGCGGCAGCAGUGACAGCAGCAGCACCACCAAAUCUAACAAGCCUGAGAUUCCAUGGUUGGCGCGAAAAACCCACAUUCUCACUCUCACCAACAACUCUUCGCUUCUUCAGGAACUCAAGCCGUACAAAGCAUCUCACUCAAGUUUUGGCUCUCGUAGAUGAACAACAACAGCAACAAGUCUCGUUUACAGAGGAAGAGAACUCUCUCGUUGAAGCCCUCAUUGGAAUUCAAGGCCGAGGCCGCUCUGCUUCUCCUCAGCAACUCACUGAUGUUGAGCGUGCUGUGCAAGCUCUUGAAAGUUUACAAGGCAUUCCGGACCCGACCAGCUCUAGUUUGAUUGAGGGACGCUGGCAAUUGAUGUUUACUACAAGACCUGGAACUGCCUCUCCCAUUCAAAGGACAUUUGUUGGGGUCGACUUCUUUAGCGUGUUUCAAGAGGUAUUUCUUCGGACAAAUGACCCACGCGUAUCCAAUAUCGUAAAAUUCUCUGAUGCAAUAGGUGAGCUGAAAGUAGAGGCGGCGGCGUCAAUCAAAGAUAGGAAACGAAUCCUUUUCCGGUUUGACAGAGCAGCCUUUUCUUUCAAAUUUUUACCAUUCAAGGUUCCAUAUCCAGUUCCAUUCAGACUUCUUGGAGAUGAGGCAAAGGGUUGGUUGGAUACCACAUACUUGUCCCAAUCUGGAAACCUCCGAAUAUCAAGAGGAAAUAAGGGAACCACAUUUGUGCUGCAAAAGAAAACUGAGCCUAGGCAAAGAUUGCUAUCAACCAUCUCCACGGGUACAGGAGUCAAAGAGGCAAUCGAUGAGUUUAUCUCCUUCAACCAGAAUAAAGGCAUAGGUGAACCAGAACUACAAGAGGGAGAGUGGGAAAUGCUAUGGAGUUCACAGGUAAUCUCAUGAUGAUAAACUGAUACUAGGAGUUGUUUUAUUGUCCUUUACCAACAUCCUAUUGGCUUGGUAAUGCGGAAAAGGCACUGAGAAACUUAAGUUUGGACAGAUCAAGAGUCUGAGACUUAUUGGGUCUAAUCGCAUGAGCCAAUGUGGCAAUCAUCUCUCCAUGGUUGUGAAAUCAAACGUGCAUUGCACUUUGUUCAACCAAGAGCAUUAGCUUAUAUAAGAAAGAAUGCAACUGUUAUAUACAUAUGCAUUUUCAAAAAUGUUUCACAAAUAGGCGCAUAAGAGAACAAAAUCAGCUAAGUUAUUUUGUUAAUUGAAAAAAUAGUGUUCAUCCUAGUAAAUGAGAAGCUUGCUGAAUUUAAAGGCUAUAAAGAACAAAAUAAAGCUAACCUGAACUACUACAGGAUAGAGCUAAUUACAGAGCAAGAUCUAUAUUCAUGUAGAAGACAUCAAAUAGAUAAAAAUCUGCUAAUACUGCUCCAGAUCACU